CCAAAAAGCUUCCAUUCCAGUUCCCAUCAAAGAGAAAGUCUUCUCUUUUCUUCAUUAAAUUAAACCGAAGGGAUUAUCUUUCUCUCAAUCAGAGUCCAGGAGGAAAAAACAGAACAGGACACCCUCCACCCUUCUUCAAAUUGAAAACCCAGAAAGCUUUAACCGAGAAAUAGAGGGAAAGAAGAAGCUUUUGAGAGCUUGAAGAAGGAAAAGGAUAAAAUGGAGAUAGAAUUGGAGCCAAGGGUGAAGCCAUUGAGUUACAAAGUGAAAGCAACAUCUCGAGAGUCACCCUCUCAGAAAGCCUCUAACGUUCUUGACACCGACCUCAGGACUCAUUGGUCCACUGCUACGAAUACUAAGGAAUGGAUCUUGCUUGAGCUUGAUGAACCUUGCCUAUUGUCACAUAUAAGGAUUUAUAACAAAUCGGUGCUUGAAUGGGAGAUAGCUGUUGGCUUACGCUAUAAGCCAGAGACAUUUGUAAGAGUUCGCCCCCGCUGUGAGGCACCUCGCCGUGAUAUGAUGUAUCCUAUGAACUACACUCCAUGCCGUUAUGUACGAAUAUCUUGUUUGCGAGGAAACCCAAUUGCAAUUUUUUUUAUUCAGUUGAUUGGGAUCUCAGUGACUGGUCUUGAACCAGAGUUUCAGCCAGUUGUUAAUCACCUAUUGCCGCAAAUUAUGUCACACAAACAAGAUGCUCAUGAUAUGUAUCUUCAGUUGCUUCAAGACAUGACAAAUCGAUUACUUGUGUUCCUUCCCCAUCUUGAGGCAGACUUUGCCAAUUUUUCAGAUGCUGCUGAUUCCAAUUUACGUUUCCUGGCGAUGCUUGCUGGUCCUUUUUAUCCAAUACUUCACAUCGUGAAAGAAAGAGAUACUGCCAGAUCUUCAGGCAAUAUUGCUGAUUCUGAAGUUCCUAGAAAUACUCAGUCAUUGUCAUUACUGACAGUUUCCUCUAACUUUGAGCCAAGGAGAUCUCGUAACACCUCACCUUUUGUCUUAUCCACUUCCAGUUCCAUAGCGUUCCGUUCAGAUGCAAUUUUUGUGCUGCUGAGAAAAGCAUAUAAAGAUUCUAACCUAGGGACUGUUUGCAGAAUGGCUUGUAGAAUGCUUCAGAAGCUUACAGAGCCACUUACAAUGGUAGACGAAUUAACUCCUUCCGCUGAAGUUACACCAGUUUUGGAUGAGUCAUCAAAAUCAGAGUUACUUAAUCCUCUUCCCAUGGUUGAUUACUCAAAAUUAUUUGGGGAGGAAUUCCAAGUGAUAGAUGAUCAGUGGGACCCUAGCAUUCUUAAUGUCUUGGAUGUGGGGGCAGUGGAAGAAGGAAUUUUACAUGUUCUCUAUGCUUGUGCGUCUCAGCCUCAGCUCUGCAGCAAAUUAGAAGACAGUACUUCUGACUUUUGGUCUGCAUUACCACUUGUACAAGCAUUGCUGCCAGCACUUCGUCCUUUCAUGAGCAGUCCUUCUGAUCAUGUUGAUGAUACUUUUUCUCAAUGGAAACAGCCUUUUGUUCAACAAGCUCUCUCUCAGAUUGUUGUUACAGCAUCUUCUUCAUUGUACCAUCCACUUCUUCAAGCCUGUGCUGGCUAUUUGUCAUCAUAUUCACCAUCUCAUGCUAAGGCUGCAUGUGUUCUAAUUGACCUAUGUUGUGGCGUGCUAGCUCCUUGGAUUACUCAGGUCAUUGCAAAGGUUGAUUUAACUGUGGAGCUUGUGGAGGACCUUUUGGGCAUAAUCCAGGGAGCCCGCCACUCAAUGGCUCGUGCUCGUGCUGCUCUUAAAUACAUAGUGCUAGUUCUGUCGGGUCACAUGGAUGAUAUACUAGGGAAAUAUAAGGAAGUCAAGCACAAUAUUCUCUUUCUUGUGGAGAUGCUAGAGCCUUUUCUCGAUCCUGCCAUAUAUACAUCAACAAGCAAAAUAGCCUUUGGUGAUGUAUCAUUUGCUUUCCUGGAGAAGCAAGAGCAAACUUGUCUAAUUGCCCUCAAUAUCAUCCGUACAGCGGUUCAAAAGCCAGCUGUUCUUCCUUCGAUUGAAUCUGAAUGGAGGCGUCGAUCAGUUGCCCCUAGUGUCCUUCUUUCAAUAUUGGAACCCCGCAUACAAUUACCUCCAGAAAUUGACAUGUGCAUAUCUCCCAUUUCUGAAGAUGUUGAGCAUGAAUCAUUGAAUGCUUCUCCUGUCCUACAUUGUGAGUCUGAUGGCAAGACAGAUGUACUUGAGACUGCUGUUAAGAUGGAUGCUUUAGAAGAUGUUAGCCUUCUUUUUGCCCCUCCAGAACUUCGGAGUACCACGCUGACUAAUGUUUGUAGCAUUCCUAAUGAAAAUGUUCUGGAAUUAAACCAAAUGGAUUUAAACUCAGAACAGAAAGAUGUUGAGAAAAAAAUUUCUAAUCAAUUUCAAAACAGUUUAGUUUUGGAUGCUGGUUUCGCUGCUGAAUACUACAACUUGCAAGCAGACUAUUUGCAACUCAUGAACUUCAGAGACUGCGAGCUUAAGGCAUCUGAAUUUCAGCGCUUGGCUUCAGAUUUGCACUCACAGCAUGAGAUUUCUCAUGAAAGCCAUGAUGCUGCUAUAGAUGCUUUGCUCUUGGCUGCAGAAUGCUAUGUCAAUCCCUUCUUUGUGAUAUCUCUUAAAGCCAGUUCAAAUAUAAUGAACAAGAUGAAUGUCUGCAGGGUUAAAAUUCCAAAGACUUUUGAAAUGUCAGAGCUUAGAAGGGUUACUAAGAAGACUAACAGCAAUUUGCAGACAAUAUCUCAUCUUGAAAAGAACAGAGAUAAGGUUGUCCUUAAAAUACUGCUUGAGGCUGCUGAAUUAGAUAGGAAGUAUCACAAAAAGUUGUCAGAUGGAGAAGAUUGUGAAAGCUACUCUGUAGAAUCCGAUGAACAAGUCAUAGAGAUAUCUCCCUUUGAUAUACAGUCAGCAGAUGCUGUCACCUUGGUUCGACAAAAUCAGUCCUUAUUGUGCAAUUUUCUGAUUAGACGAUUGCAAGGAGAACAACAUUCUUUGCAUGAAAUUCUCAUGCAGUGUCUUGUGUUUCUGUUGCACUCAGCCACUAAGCUACAUUGCACCCCUGAACAUGUGAUUGAUAUUAUUUUGCAAUCUGCUAACUACCUUAAUGGGAUGUUAACAUCUUUCUCUUGUCGGUUCAAAGAAGGCCAGUGCCAGUUGAAUCCUGAAAAGAUACAUGGUUUACAACGCCGCUGGAUACUGCUGCGAAGAUUAGUAAUUGCUUCAAGUGGUGGUGGUGUUGGUUCAGACUUUGCAGUCAAUAUCAACAAUGGCUUCCGCCAUGGAAACUUGAUUCCUCCUUCAGCCUGGAUGCAGAAAAUACCCACAUUUUCUCAUUCUACUUCUCCACUUGUUCGCUUUCUUGGCUGGAUGGCAAUAUCUCGAAAUGCAAAACAGUUCAUAGAGGAGCGCCUUUUCCUUACUUCAGACAUGUCAGAACUGACAUAUUUACUCUCUAUAUUUGCAGAUGAGCUUGCGGUAGUAGAUAAAUUUGUUGAUCCUAAACAUGAAGAUCUAAAGAUUGAACAAUCUGGGGAUAAACAAGACUCUCCAAUCCCUAAUGGCGUUGAUCUUGCUGAUGGGCAGCAUAGAUAUCAAUCUUUCCGGGUCAUCUACCCUGAUCUCUGUAAAUUCUUUCCAAAUAUGAAAAAGCAGUUUGAAGCUUUUGGGGAAAUCAUUUUGGAAGCUGUUGGGUUGCAGCUGAAAUCACUACCUUCUGCUGUUGUGCCUGAUAUUUUGUGCUGGUUUUCUGAUUUGUGUUCAUGGCCUUUUUUCCACAAGGACCAAGCUACUUCACACAGCAGUUGUACUCAUUUGAAGGGCCAUGUUGCGAAAAAUGCCAAAGCUAUAAUUCUCUUCGUGUUAGAAGCCAUUGUUGUGGAGCACAUGGAAGCACUGGUGCCUGAGAUACCAAGAGUUGUGCUAGUGUUGGUAUCCCUUUGUAGAGCCUCCUAUUGUGACACGUCAUUUCUUGAUUCUGUAUUACAUCUGUUAAAGCCAAUUAUCUCAUAUUCGUUGCAUAAGGUGUCUGAUGAGGAGAAAUUGUUAGUUGAUGAUUCUUGUCACAAUUUUGAGUCUUUAUGCUUUGAUGAGCUUUUCAGUAACAUCAGACAAAGAAAUGAGAAUCAAGAUAGUUCUCUAGAGAAAGCAUUCAGCGGAGCACUGACAAUUUUCAUACUGGCUUCUGUCUUUCCAGAUUUAUCCUUCCAACGUAGAAGAGAAAUAUUGCAGUCAUUAACAUUCUGGGCUGAUUUCACUGCUUUUGAGCCAAGUACCUCUUUUCAUGACUAUCUCUGUGCUUUUAAUGCUGUCAUGGAAAGUUGCAAAGUUUUCUUGCUUCAGCAUCUAAGGGUCUCUAAUUUUGUUCCUCUUCAGUUGCCUCCCUUUUCUGACUCCGGGAAACUUGGUGAAAGUGGCUCAGAAUCCUUUUCAUGGUUUCUUAACGAUAUAUUGCAUGGCUCUACUCCAAAUGAAAUUUCUGAAAAUCUGGAAAGUAACAGCUUUGAUGCUAUUGUCUUAAAUGAGAAAAAUUACAAUCUGUCUGAAGAGGAAAUAGAGGACUUUACAAAAGACUUAGAGGGUGUCAUUUCAAAGCUUUAUCCAACUAUUGAGCAAUGUUGGUCUCUUCAUCAUCAGCUGGCAAAGAAGCUUACUAUUGCAUCAGCACAAUGUUUUGUGUACUCAAGAUGUUUGUUGUCUAUGGCUCCAGCAAUUCAUAAUGCUGAAGGGUAUAAGAAUGAAAAUUCUUUGCCUUCUAAAUCAGUUGACCGGUUGCCAGCUCAGUGGAAAACUGGUCUUGAAGGUCUUGCUGGAACAAUAUUGAUGCUCCAAGAAAAUGCGUGCUGGCAAGUUGCAUCUGUGAUGCUUGAUUGCCUUCUCGGAGUGCCCCUUGGUUUUCCUCUUGAUAAUGUUAUUGAUUCUAUUUGUACUGCAAUAAAAAACUUUUCUAGCAAGGCACCAAAAAUUUCUUGGCGUUUGCAAACUGAUAAAUGGUUGUCAAUAUUAUGCAUAAGAGGCAUCCAUAGCCUUCAUGAAAGUGAAGUUCCUCCUCUAGUUAAUAUGUUUCUUACAAUGCUGGGCCACCCUGAACCUGAGCAACGCUUUAUAGUGCUUCAGCACUUGGGUAGAUUGGUAGGACAAGAUGUAGAUGGAGGAAUAAUGGUACAGUCUUCUAAGUUUUGCAGUAAGAUAGUUUCACCAGGCUUAGUACCUUCUAUUCCUGAAAAGAUAAUUUCACUUUUGGUCUCAAGUACCUGGGAUCAGGUGGCUGUUCUGGCAUCAACAGAUGUGUCAUUAUCCUUGAGGACUCGUGCAAUGGCGCUUCUCGUGGAUUAUGUCCCGUUUGCUGAUAGGCAUCAGUUACAAUCCUUCCUUGCAGCAGCUGAUAGUCUUCUAUAUGGCUUGGGCAGGCUUGUUUACCCUAUUUGUGAGGGACCAUUACUUAAACUUUCAUUAGCACUUAUUACUAGUGCUUGUCUAUACUCACCAGCUGAAGAUAUUUCUUUGAUUCCUCAAAAGGUUUGGGAAAAUAUUGAGACUUUAGGGUUUUCCAAAGCUGAAUACAGACUUCCAGAUCUUGAGAAGAAGGCAUGCCAAGUCUUGUGUAGAUUGAGAAAUGAAGGAGAUGAUGCCAAAGAGGUCCUGCAAGAAGUGCUCUCUUCAAGUUCUGCAAAACAAUCUGACCCAGAAUUUGGGAGCACCCGGGAAUCUGUUCUUCAGGUCCUUGCUAAUCUAACUUCUGUUCAGUCAUACUUUGAUAUUUUUGCAAGGGAAACUGACCAAGAGGCUAUGGAACUAGAGGAGGCUGAAUUGGAAUUGGAUCUUAUUCAGAAAGAAGGUGUCCUUCAAGAAUCAUUGAAAGACUCUGAAGAUGGACAUCAGCUUCCGCGUCUAGCCACUCCUGUGAGAGAUGAAAACCGUCUUCAGCAAAUCAAGGAUUGCAUUCGUUCUUUCAAGAAGAACAAACUUCAAGACGAUAUAGUAGCUCGCAGGCAACAGAAACUUCUUAUGAGGCGUGCUCGUCAAAAAUACCUGGAAGAGGCAUCUUUGCGAGAAGCUGAGCUUUUGCAAGAACUUGAUAGGGAAAGGACUGCUGAAGCUGAAAAAGACAUUGAGAGGCAGCGCUUGUUGGAACUUGAACGAGCUAAAACAAGGGAAUUACGUCACAAUCUUGAUAUGGAAAAGGAGAGGCAAACACAGAGAGAACUUCAGAGAGAAUUGGAGCAGGCUGAAUCUGGACUAAGAUCUUCAAGGCGUGACUUCCCUUCAUCUCAUAGUAGUAGGCCUCGGGAAAGGUAUCGUGAGAGGGAAAAUGGAAGAUCAAGUAAUGAAGGAAGCACAAGAACUACUAGUAGCAGCCUGCAACCUGAAAAUACCACUAGUUCAUCGAUGGCUGCAAUGCCAACAGUUGUUCUGUCAGGAUCACGAUCGUUUUCGGGCCAGCCACCCACCAUUUUACAAUCCCGUGACCGUGCAGAUGAAUGUAGCAGCAGUUACGAAGAAAAUUUUGAUGGAAGUAAGGACUCAGGAGACACAGGUAGUGUUGGUGAUCCAGAGUUAGUGUCUGCAUUUGAUGGACAAUCAGGUGGCUUUGGAUCUUCUCAAAGGCAUGGAUCUAGAGGGAGCAAGUCCAGGCAGGUAUUAGAGAGGAGAGAGAGGGAUGGUAGACGUGAAAGCAAGUGGGAGAGGAAACAUUCUUGACCAAUUGCCUGGGAAAUGGUGGCGUUAUUACGAGUGAAAGUGAGUAUACAUGAAGGGUUAUCACUGGUGCAAUUGUACUGUCUCCCUGUUAAAAUGAAGAAGGGGAGGAAUUGAAAGAUUGCAGGCAGCCAUUGGAUUCAUGAGGUGAUUCUGGUUCAUGUUGUACUUGUGCUCCAAUGUUGAAUAUAUGAAAUGUUGUAGUAGCUUCUGCCCCAAUGACUAUAUAAUUGUCAAUAGGGAAAUAGAAGAUUCAUAGCGGAGCAUUAUUUUGUAAAAUAAUACCACUGUUCCUUUUGUCCCAUCUUUCUGUAAAUUUUAGAGCUUGAUGAAGGACUCUCUUCAGCCAUUUAGCUCUGUUGGAACUUGAAGUAGAUUCUUAAUCAGGCGAGGGUGUGCCCUGUUCCCUGCUGCCACAUGAAGUUACAGACUUGAAAGUUGAAGGCAAUACCACUUUUAAGAUGUUAUAUUCCAGAAACUGUAGUAUCCAUAAUCCAUCUCUUGAACUGACUCCUUGAACAAAAUGGUUGGGUUGGACCUUGUAACUUAAAAGAGGACAAGCACACUCAAGGAAGAUUUACAGGUUCA
Molecule: messenger RNA, 7281 nt
Organism: Theobroma cacao (cacao)
Lineage: Eukaryota; Viridiplantae; Streptophyta; Magnoliopsida; Malvales; Malvaceae
Biological process (GO): single strand break repair
Cellular component (GO): nucleus
Molecular function (GO): damaged DNA binding
Source: RefSeq, a predicted model, not a curated record